Molecule: messenger RNA, 1037 nt
Organism: Filobasidium floriforme
Lineage: Eukaryota; Fungi; Basidiomycota; Tremellomycetes; Filobasidiales; Filobasidiaceae
Exons: 3
Coding region: 183-890 (235 amino acids)
Source: RefSeq, a predicted model, not a curated record
UGUUGACAAGGUCACUUCCCCCAGUUGCCAGAUGUUCAUUUAGCAAACGCAAAGGCAUCGCACCUCCUAUCGACACUAGACCACACACACACUCUCUUCCUUUGUGCACCAAUCAAGGGAUUGCCCCAGUUCCCCUGACGAGCUCGUCUGCUGAGACGCUGCCCGAUGCGGUAGGCAUACCCAUGGCUACACUCAACUCACAGGGCAAACGCCCGUCGCCAGACGACGAAGGCUCGGAUAUGUCGGAUAUCUCUGAGGGUAAUUCUUUCAACGGGAGAGAGAGGAGAACAAUCAAGAGGCAGAGAACAAGCUCGUCACAAUCCGAGGUAGAGGAUCAGCCAGCUCAAUUCGUACCCGGACUUUGGAGCAUUGUAGCAUCGGUCAAGAACCUCUUCGGUCUCGGUAGUUCAGAGACAGAUCCAACUCCAGGCCCAGCCCUAGAAACACUCGACAGAUUCUCGCCCGACCUUCCUCCCUUACCAGCAUUCCAUCCGGAUGGACGAAUGCUACAAGGACCAACAAUGCCUGCGAUCGAAGCGACUAAACAUAGGAUGAAUCGAGCUUUUGAAGCGCAAAACGGAGAGACGGACGCCGAGAUACAGAAUCAGGAACACUCAGUCAUAGAUUUGACAGGGGUGUCGGAUGGGAGUCCUAGCCCUGACAAGUUCAAGUCCGGUGGCAGCCUAUCCUACAAUGCGAAAUUCAGCCAGCUCAAGGUCAGGCCGCCUACCCCUCCCCGACCAUCUUCCAAGAAGAACUUUGCGCCGUCGGGGUUGCGGGUACAUCAUGCUUUCGAUAAUGGGUUGAGACAUUCUGUCGGGCAUCGAGCGAGACCCCGGUAUACGGCUAAGAUGAUCAGAACGACCGUGAAGACCAGUACCAGGACAUGAUAUCGGACGCAGGACCAUCCACUCCCUCGCCUCCGGCUCAAGGUUCCACCCACAGAAUAGACGAUCCUUUCGCUCCGACUCUCACGACCAAGAGACUUCCCUUCAAUGGUCUACCGCCCGACAUGGGUCGGUCGCGAAUGCCCCCCU